Molecule: messenger RNA, 2773 nt
Organism: Panicum hallii
Lineage: Eukaryota; Viridiplantae; Streptophyta; Magnoliopsida; Poales; Poaceae
Product: DNA mismatch repair protein MSH4
Exons: 25
Coding region: 80-2509 (809 amino acids)
Biological process (GO): mismatch repair; reciprocal meiotic recombination
Cellular component (GO): nucleus
Molecular function (GO): mismatched DNA binding; ATP binding; ATP-dependent DNA damage sensor activity
Source: RefSeq, a predicted model, not a curated record
CCCGGGAAAAGCGCACACUCGAGGACGAGGAGUCGCGCGGCGCAGCAGAGAGGUGCUUGGCUCGGAGCGCGGCGGAGAGAUGGAGGCCGCCGACGCCGCUGGAGCCGAUGCAGUGGGCGGCGCUGGAGGAGGAGGAGGAGGCGGGGAGCGAUCGAGCUUCGUGAUCGGCCUCAUCGAGAACCGCGCCAAGGAGGUUGGUGUCGCAGCCUUUGAUUUGAGAUCAGCCUCGCUGCACUUAUCUCAGUAUAUCGAGACAAGUUGCUCAUACCACAAUACAAAAACACUACUUCAUUUCUAUGAUCCCAUGGUUGUCAUUGUGCCCCCGAACAAAACAGCAGCAGAUGGCAUGGUUGGAGUUUCAGAGCUGAUUGAUAAACAGUACCCAGCGAACAAAAAGGUCACAAUUGCACGUGGUUGCUUUGAUGAUACAAAGGGUGCUGUCAUGGUGAAAAAUCUUUCAGCUAGAGACUCAUCUGCGCUUGGUUUAGAUACUUACUGCAAGCAGUAUUAUCUUUGUCUUGCAGCUGCCUCUGCAACAAUUAAGUGGAUAGAAUCAGAAAAGGGUGUAUUUAUUACCAACCACUCAUUAUCAGUUACCUUCAAUGGGUCAUUUGACCAUAUGAACAUUGACUCAACUAGUGUUCAAACAUUGGAAAUUAUUGAUCCUCUCCAUGCUGAGCUAUGGGGCACAAGCAACAAAAAGAAAAGCCUCUUUCAGAUGUUGAAGACUACAAAGACUACAGGAGGGGCUAGACUUCUGAGAGCCAACUUACUGCAACCAUUGAAAGAUAUUCAGACCAUCAAUGCUCGUCUAGACUGCUUGGAUGAGCUAAUGAGCAAUGAGGAACUGUUUUUUGGCUUGACUCAGGGUCUUCGUAAGUUUCCAAAAGAAUCAGAUAAGGUUCUCUGUCAUUUCUGCUUCAAGCCCAAAAAGGUUACAGAUGAGGUAUUGAAGCCUGCCAAUGGUAGAAAGAGCCAGAUGCUGAUUUCUGAUAUUAUUAUUCUAAAAACUGCUCUGGACGCCAUACCAUUCUUCUCCAAGGUUUUGAAGGGGGCAAAGAGUUUUCUUCUUCGCAACAUUUAUCAGACUGUAUGUGAAAAUCCUAAAUAUGAAAAUAUGAGAAAGAGAAUUGGAGAUAUCAUUGAUGAGGAUGUGGUUCAUUCAAGGGCUCCAUUUGUAGCCUGCACUCAGCAAUGUUUUGCUAUUAAGGCAGGAAUUGAUGGGUUGCUUGAUGUUUCUCGUCGAUCUUUCUGUGAUAACAGUGAAGCCAUACAUAACCUCGCCAGCAAGUACAGGGAAGAAUAUAAUAUGCCGAAUUUGAAGAUACCCUAUAAUAUUAGGCAAGGAUUUUACUUCAUUAUACCCCAGAAGGACAUUACUGAUAGGCUUCCUAAUAAAUUUAUCCAGGUUGUUAGACAUGGGAAGAAUGUCCACUGCUCAAGCUUGGAACUUGCUUCACUAAAUGUUAGGAACAAGUCAGCUGCUGCAGAAUGCUUCCGCCGCACAGAACUUUGUUUGGAAGGUCUUAUUGACGAGAUCAGAGAAGACAUUGGUAUCCUUACAUUGCUUGCUGAAGUAUUGUGUCUAUUGGACAUGAUUGUAAAUUCUUUCGCACAUACAAUAUCUACAAAACCUGUCGAUCGCUACACAAGGCCAGAGUUCACAGAUGAUGGCCCAAUGGCAAUCAAUGCUGGACGACAUCCUAUCCUGGAGACCUUACAUACCAAUUUUGUUCCUAACAAUAUCUUUCUAUCUGAAGCAUCUAAUAUGGUUCUUGUCAUGGGACCAAAUAUGAGCGGAAAAAGCACAUAUCUCCAACAAAUAUGCUUAAUUGUUAUUCUUGCCCAAAUUGGCUGUUAUGUCCCAGCUCAGUUUGCAUCAUUAAGAGUGGUUGAUCGCAUGUUCACACGGAUUGGUAACGGAGACAAUGUUGAAAACAACUCAAGCACGUUUAUGACAGAAAUGAAAGAAACAGCUUUCAUCAUGCAGAAUGUUUCUUCAAAGAGCUUGGUUGUUGUGGAUGAGCUUGGAAGGGCAACAUCUUCCUCUGAUGGGUUGGCAGUCGCAUGGAGCUGCUGUCAACACCUUCUUUCUGUCAAAGCAUACACUGUUUUUGCCACACACAUGGAGGGCUUGUCAGAACUGGCAACGAUGUAUCCAAAUGUGAAGAUCCUCCAUUUCGAAGUCAACUUGAGAAAUGACCGCUUGGAUUUCAAGUUCCGCCUGAAGGAUGGCAUCCGACGGGUACCGCACUAUGGGCUUCUGCUGGCCAGAGUGGCUGGUCUCCCUGCUUCUGUGAUUGACACAGCGACGAGCAUCACUUCACAGAUCACAGAGCAGGAAAUGACAAGGAUGGAUGCCAACUGUGAGGAGUUCAGGUCUCUUCGCAUGGCAUACCAGGUUGCACAGCGGCUUGUAUGCCUGAAGUACUCCAACCAAGGCGACGACUACAUCCGUGAAGCGCUGCGGAAUCUCAAGGAGGGCUAUGCUGCAGGCCGGCUAACAUGAGAAAGAGGAUGUUCUCUGCUAGAAUUAGAUCGGUGUACGCCGCUGGCAGGAUCCAUCAGCCAACGCGUUUGUUCUUUUGUCCACGCCAACUCCUAUUCAUCAAAGGCACACCAUUAUGGUUGUAACCCCACGUGACAAGUAGAACAUGUGAAUUCCUAGAGCAAAUCAGUUGUAUAUGAUCUCAGCCACAGACCGUUUGCAUGUGAAACACCAAACGAACAAGAUUAUUUCUGUCGAUACAUAUUUGUAGAUUUACGCAAACAA